Phyllotreta striolata is the source of this 1035-nucleotide messenger RNA. The record is from the annotation of a GenBank genome assembly. NCBI's taxonomy places the organism in Eukaryota, Metazoa, Arthropoda, Insecta, Coleoptera, Chrysomelidae.
UUUGUCAAACGCGCCACUAAAAGUUGCGGAUUUUUUCUCGGAUUUCAAAGAAAUUUACGUUGAAAUGCCUAUUAUCAAAAAUAUAAAAUUUUCCAGUAUGUUGAAGUUAACAAACACAAAAACGUGUUUGAAUUACCCAAGGAAGUUUAGUUCGAACCAGGACAUAAAUGAUUCAAAUGCUCCAUUCUCGGCCAAAAUAAUUAUGGUAACAGGUGACUCGUGUGGAAUUGGGCAGCAAAUUGCUAAUAGUUUCCUAAAAGCGCAAGCUAAGGCGGUAAUUUUAGCAGAUGCAAAUUUACGUAAACCAGAAGAUUCUAAAGUUAUUAACAAGCCUAAAACAAAAAGGAUUUUGUUUGAAACGAUUAGCGCUGUGGAAAAAGGAAAUUUAUAUAGAUUAUUCAAAUACACUAAGGAAACUUAUAAAAAUAUCAACAUAGUAAUAAACAAUGCAGGCGAUAAUUUGGAAUCAGCCCAAGAAAAAAACAUUAAUAAUAAUGUUGCCAGUUUAGUGAAAGGAACACUCCUAGGAUUCCAGGAAAUGCAAGGAACUGGUGGAAUUAUUCUCAACAUGACAACACUUAGGGAACGAGAACCUUCCAAUAAUUCACCAAUAUUCAAUCAAAUUAAUCGAUUCGUAAUAAAAUUUUCCAGAAAUUUGAGCAAAAACUAUUUUAAUAAACCGACCAAUGUUAACGUAAUGACUAUCUGUCCUUUUAUCAGUAAAAAUAAGGAAGUUUUGUCUCUGAAGGAAAUAGAUAAAAUACAGUUAAGUGAAGCAAUUUUAAUGGUGCUUAAAACAAAUAAAAAUGGGAGUAUCUGGAUAGCUGAUUCUGAUUGUUUGUAUCAAAUUGACGAGAAACAAGUAUUUUCUGCCAGCAAAACUGAAGGGUUAGAUAAUGCAGCUCCAAAGUAAGCGAAUUUAAAGAAAUGACAAUAGAGAAAUUAAGGAAAUAAUAGAAAUUAUGAGUUAUAUACGAAAUUCAAAUUGCUCAUUGAUUUGUUAAAGAUAUCAAGUUAAUAAAAAAUUUAAAUAAU